AUGUCUGAAUGUCAUUCCAUCACACCUCACCAUUCAACCCCGCCCCCCCACACUGCAUGCCCAUCUCCAACACCAACCCUAGGGAAAGAAACCUCUUCAGGUCACGAGCCGUCUCCCCUCACAUGUCGCAUCCUGCAGACUAGAUCGCGAGACUUCCUCGGCACGCCUGAACUUGGUGUAGCUAGCGAUUGCGCCCACAAUCACCGGUCAACAAGCAGCUGGCCGGCCUCACUCCUCGCAAGACUCAGCGGCACGCGCGGUGGACACAUUAUCGACACAGGGACGCCCAUUGCAUUUCAUUCCCAAUUCUUCAAGUAUCCAAACACUCGAACAUUAUGUGUGUGUGUGUACUGUCUUGCUCUCAGAUUCAGCUGGCCACGUGCGCAUCCCCAUUCAGAGCGUGCCACGUGGGAUCACCCGAACAGUGAAUGA
Messenger RNA from Periconia digitata, 432 nucleotides. Lineage: Eukaryota; Fungi; Ascomycota; Dothideomycetes; Pleosporales; Periconiaceae. The record is from the annotation of a GenBank genome assembly.